AUGCGAACGGGACCUUGGGGUGCUGGUUUCCAUGUCGUUAAAAUCCAGGGAACAGACAAAGCCUGUGCCUCGAGUUGGAGGAUCCUCGGAGCUAUUGACCAUUUCUUUUCCAAAAUUUCGUACGACGGUUUCAGGUUUCUGUACACCUCUUAUGUCCGAACUCGCUUGGAGUUUGCGAGCGCCGCGGUAUAUCCGUGUACAACAACCGGAUUUAUAAAGCUGGAAGGGGUUCAAAGAGCCCCAACUGGCCUUAUCGCUGGGUUACGUGGACGUUGCUUUGCUGAACGAUUGCAGGCCAGUGGACUGUUCCUGGAAUCAUAUCGCCGAGCUCGUGGUGAUAUCAUUUGUGUGCGGCGUAUUCCACGUGGUGACGUGGGCCCAGAGCUAAUGCAGUACUUUCCUCUGCGCACUCAGAACAGGACACAGGUUCACAUUGUUGAAGGUUUCAUCAAUCGGAUUACCCCUCAGAUACCGACUGUCGCGGAGGGUAACCAACCUAUGGAACUUCCCUCCAGCUGA
Echinostoma caproni is the source of this 519-nucleotide messenger RNA. Lineage: Eukaryota; Metazoa; Platyhelminthes; Trematoda; Plagiorchiida; Echinostomatidae. The record is from the annotation of a GenBank genome assembly.